ACCAAGAAAAGCAGAUCUAAGCAAGCCAGAAAACCAUGGCUUCUGAUGCUAGUCACAUGCUUGAAGCUGCUCUAGAACAAAUGGAUGAUAUUAUUGCAGGUACUAAGGUGGCUGCAGAGUAUACAAAUGGUGUCUAUGAUAUUGUGUCACCUGCUCAGUCUAUGUACUUUGGCACAUUCCAAAUCCUGCACCUGUUAGAAGACUUGAAAAUGGCAUUAGAGAUGCUGAAGGAUCCUCAAGAGAGGGAAGCUUUAAGGAAUCAGAUUCCAGGGACUACUGUAGCAUGUAUACGUGCCUGGCUAGAGGAAAAUCUGUCUCAGGUGAAUCAUCCUACUGUCAGUAAUGAAACCUAUCAAGAACGCCUGUCAAGAUUAGAAGGUGACAAAGAAUCUCUCAUAUUGCAGGUGAGCGUUCUCACAGACCAGGUGGAGGCACAGGGAGAAAAAAUCCGAGACCUUGAAGUUUGUCUCGAAGGACACCAGCUGAAGCUUAAUGCUACGGAGGAAAUGCUUCAACAGGAGCUGCUGAGUCGAACAUUGCUGGAAACUCAGAAACUGGACCUAAUGGCAGAAGUUUCAGAUCUGAAGAUUAAGUUGGUUGGGAUGGAAAAGGAACAGAGCGAGUACGAAGAGAAGCAUAGCAAAGCGGAGAGUUUAUUGCAGGAACUGAAACAUCUAAAAAUUAAAGUUGAAGAACUCGAAAAUGAAAGGACUCAGUAUGAAUGGAAAUUGAAAGCAACCAAAGCUGAAAUAGCACAGCUGCAGGAACAGCUAGCUCUGAAAGACUCAGAGAUUGAGCGAUUACAAAGUCAGAUCUCAAGGACAUCAGUAAAUCAUGAAAUUGCAGAAAGAGAGGAAGUAUAUAGGCGAAGGCUAAAAGAAAAACAUCAAGAGGUCCAACGUUUGAAAAUGGGGAUGGAAUCGUUGUUUACUGCAAAUGAAGAAAAGGAUCGCCGAAUAGAAGAGUUAACCGUUUUGUUAAACCAGUACCGACGGGUGAAAGAGAUAAUGAUAGCGGUCCAAGGAACAUCGGAAAGAGCUUUGGCUGGUUGCAACGAAGAUGAUCUCGAGGCAACUUUAAGAAAGUGGAACCCCAUGAAUAAGACCCCAAUAGAGCUAUAUAAACCUGAGGUACCUCAAGGGGAAUUGACCCAACUGAUGUUGCCACUUCCACCUCAAAAAAUACUGGAAAUCAGCAAUGUGUUUAACAGAGGAAGCUCUCCAGUUCCUUCAAAUAACUUACUUUCUACAAAUGGGGAAAGCCUGGAACCCCGAAAUAGGGUCUUUCAGAAAAAAAUAUCAAGUAGUCUAGAAGACUUGCAAAGUGAAUCUCUGGAAAAGCAUGUUGAUGAGAAGCCAGUAGAACGUGAUAUAGAACAAGAGGAAAGCAAAUCACAUGUGAAAAGCAGCAAGUACCAGACUUUGCCAGGGAAGCUUCUUCGCCCUGCACAUAACGGUGAUGAUGUGCCUGCUUCCCCGGAUGCAUGCUGUGUGAAUGGCAAUGAGGACAACAGCAUACUGAGCCUGAAUCGCGUCAGGAGUGUCAGUGCGCCAGUAUUAGGAGAUUCUGAGAAUAUGGAUGGUACAUUGGCUUCAGAUGAUCUUUCGCCCUUGUCAUCUGGAACAGAGUCAGGCGCACAGUCUCCACUAUCUCCAGAAAACAAAAAAAGCCCAAAAGGGAUAAAGAAAAUAUGGGGAAAAAUACGCAGGACUCAGUCUGGCAAUUUUCCAGGAGAGGAUCUGGGCUUGGUUGAGUUUCGGAGAGGUGGCCUCCGUGCAACAGCUGGCCCUAGGUUGUCUCGAUCAAAGGAAACCAAGGGGCAGAAGAGCGAUCAUAAUGCUCCCUUUGCCCAAUGGGGCAAUGAACGAGUUUGUAACUGGCUCGAAGACUUUGGUCUCGGUCAGUAUGUCAUUUUUGCACGGCAAUGGAUAACAUCUGGCCAUACGCUUUUAACAGCGACACCACAGGAUAUGGAAAAGGAGCUUGGCAUAAAACAUCCUCUGCACAGGAAGAAAUUGGUUUUGGCUGUUAAAGCUAUAAACACAAAACAAGAUGAUAAAUCUGCGCUGCUAGAUCAUCUUUGGGUGACACGGUGGCUUGAUGACAUAGGUCUACCUCAGUACAAAGACCAGUUUCAUGAAUCCAGAGUCGAUGGCAGGAUGCUGCAAUAUCUGACGGUGAAUGACCUCCUAUUCCUCAAGGUCACCAGCCAGCUGCAUCAUCUCAGUAUAAAGUGUGCCAUUCAUGUGUUGCAUGUGAAUAGUUUUAACCCUCACUGUCUACGGAGGAGGCCAGCAGAUGAGAAUAACAUUUCACCAUCUGAAGUUGUUCAGUGGUCCAAUCACAGAGUGAUGGAGUGGCUUAGAUCUGUAGAUCUGGCAGAAUACGCACCCAACCUUCGAGGAAGUGGAGUUCAUGGUGGCCUCAUUAUCCUUGAACCUCGUUUCAACGGUGACACUCUAGCAAUGCUUCUCAACAUUCCUCCUCAAAAGACGCUGCUAAGACGCCAUUUAACCACUAACUUCAACGUGCUAAUUGGACCAGAGGCACAGCAAGAGAAACAGGAAAUAAUGGAAUCUACUGCUUACACUCCUCUGACUACCACUGCUAAAGUUCGGCCAAAGAAACUUGGAUUUUCACAUUUUGGAAACUUAAGAAAAAAGAAAUUUGACGAAUCUACAGAUUACAUUUGUCCUAUGGAUGCAAAUCUAAAUACAACCAAUGGAACUCAGAAGAGCUAUGGUGCAUACAAAGUACAUAAUGUGCUCCCUGACAAAGAAUUAGAUAAACUGGAUCAGAUGGAACAUUCUGAAGGGACAGUAAUGCAAAUAGGGGAACUUUCUCAAGGAAUAAACAACCUCACGACUAUGUUAAGCCAAGAUCAGAUGCUGAACGAUGAUAGAUUUUUAACAUCAACUUUUGACGAGUGGAGAUGAAGAUUCCAUGUGACCAACACCACUCUAAUACCUUGACUGAUUUUUAGAGAAAUGGCUGGUACAGGCUGGGUGCUAUAUUUAAGAAUCUGCCACUGAAACUUAAAGCAUUUAAAUGCUUGUUCUCAUGUACCAAGUAAGGAUUAAAA
Euleptes europaea (tarantolino) is the source of this 3082-nucleotide messenger RNA. It is a transcript of the gene PPFIBP2, whose product is annotated as PPFIA binding protein 2. The transcript is spliced from 28 exons. The record is from RefSeq and is a predicted model, not a curated record. Gene Ontology annotation, biological process: neuromuscular junction development. Bases 36 to 2936 code for a protein of 966 amino acids. Gene Ontology annotation, molecular function: protein binding. Gene Ontology annotation, cellular component: presynaptic active zone. Lineage: Eukaryota; Metazoa; Chordata; Lepidosauria; Squamata; Sphaerodactylidae.